Messenger RNA from Meleagris gallopavo (turkey), 704 nucleotides. NCBI's taxonomy places the organism in Eukaryota, Metazoa, Chordata, Aves, Galliformes, Phasianidae. The record is from RefSeq and is a predicted model, not a curated record.
GUGGCGGCGCUCGUCGCCUUCCUGACCGGGCGGCAGCUCGUGUCCCACGUGGCGCAGAACCUGGCGCUGCCCGACCUGGCGCUCUGCGCGCAAUUCCCCGCGCCGCCGGCCGUGCUGCACGCCACAUUCUUCGCGGUGGUGGGAGCGCUGCUGGGCAGCAGCGGGCCCGAGAGAGCCGAGCUCUUCGUCAGGGAUUUUUUAAUUCCCCAACUGAUUGGAAAAGACCUGUUUGAGGUCUGGGAAGUUGUAAAUCCUAUGGGCCUGCUGGUGGAAGAGUUGGCCAAGAGAAAUAUCUCUGCUCCAGAACCAAGAAUUACCAGGCAGCUGGGGGUCAGCACAGUUCUGCCACUGUACUUCGUUGGGCUGUACUGUGAUAAGAAGAUAAUAGCUGAAGGGCCUGGGGAGACACUACUUGCUGCAGAGGAAGAAGCUGCCCGCGUGGCGCUGCGGAAGCUGUAUGGGUAUACUGAGAACAGGAGACCGUGGGAUUACUCGAAACCCAAAGAAGGAUGGACAGCCGAAAAGGCUAUCAGCAGUAACUAGAUAAUAAAAGCUAUUUCCAGUUUCUCUCAAGAAUGAAUGGCUUCCAUGCUGAACAUAAACGCCUUUAGGAGAGCAAAGUUCAGUUUGAUUUUCUGAUCUUAAGUUCUUGGAAUUUUCAAAUUAAAUAUGGUUAUAAAAUAAAUGAAGUCUUUUGUAUAGUG